Caenorhabditis elegans is the source of this 751-nucleotide messenger RNA. NCBI's taxonomy places the organism in Eukaryota, Metazoa, Nematoda, Chromadorea, Rhabditida, Rhabditidae. The record is from the annotation of a RefSeq genome assembly.
AUCCGGUUCACCAUUUUCAGGUAUUCAGGAGCCACAACGGAGAGGAAGUGUAAGAUGCGGCCCAGGGCUCGUGUCAGGGAUUUAGGAAAAUCGUAGAUACUUCGUAUUUGGGUGGAAUGCGAGAGCAGACAAAUUUUCGAGGAGCAGGGUUCAGAGGCGAUGAUUCUCGUUUUGGGUAGCAGACGAGCUUAAAAUAUCAGAACUACGGGAGCUGCCAGGAUUAUCGAAUCACCACGUACUUCAGCACAGUCGGCUCCACCAACAACACGAGCAGCUCCUGUACAGUCAACGUCAUGCCAACAACAUCGAACGAUCGGGCCCUUCGCAACGACAUCAGCACAUUAAAUUUCCCCAAUGUUCACCGUUCGUGGCCCUCGUUUCGUUCAAGUUGGGCGCCUGGCGCCCAACUGCCCCUAAUUUCUCACUAUUGUCACGACCUGUACCACACGCAAAGCCCAUAAAUUCUUUAACUCAAUUCUCUCUUUUCCUCAUACCUCAUUUCUCUCGAACGGAGCUAGGAACAAGGGAAAACCUUUUCUCGGGGGAGCGCAGCGACCCGAGAAUUGAGCUAAUUGAUGUUAAUAAAUCGUUGGUUUCGAUGUUGAAGUUUUAUUUGAUGUUUCAAUAAAAAAACUAACAUUUAUUAUUCAAUCAAUUGAAUAAAUAAACAGAACAGAAAACUUCAGAAAAAUGCAAGAGAAAAGUAGAGAAAAAAGAGAAAAUUGUCUGGAAAAAUUUUUUUCGAACAUUU